Molecule: messenger RNA, 4376 nt
Organism: Phacochoerus africanus (Common warthog)
Lineage: Eukaryota; Metazoa; Chordata; Mammalia; Artiodactyla; Suidae
Gene: GAPT
Product: GRB2 binding adaptor protein, transmembrane
Exons: 3
Coding region: 714-1181 (155 amino acids)
Cellular component (GO): membrane
Source: RefSeq, a predicted model, not a curated record
UGAUAUAGUUAGAGAAUUAUUACUGGAUAAAGAUGAAGGGCUGGACUUCCUUAUUUAGAAACUCUUGCAGUUUAUCUUAAUUCUGGUGCAUCUGAUAAGCACUUCCUUUAGAGCCAGGAAGCUUUGCAACUGUGAAAUAAUCUGAAAAGAGGGAGUAAAGAAGGAAGUAACUGACCUCCAUAAAAAGAGGAACAAGUUCUAAACCAAAGUGGGUAACCAAAAGAACAAGAGAGAGCUCAGCAUAUCAAUCUCAAGGUGUUCUGCUAUUCUCUAGGAGUAUAUAGAGGAAAAGACCUGAUCCCUUUUCACUGUUUAACCAGCAGAACCUGGAUGGCAGAUUGUUCAACCUACCCUUUCUUGAUUUUUCUACUCUGCUGCUCUCGUCCACUCAUUUGUGCUUCAUUUUGUGAUUCGUUGAUAAAAAGGACGUGGAAUUGAAUAAAAUCUCCUCUGACACAGUGCAGUUAUACAGAAAUAAUUAUAUAAUCAUCAGAUACAAAAAGAACGAUCUUCUAAAACGAAGUUUACUCAAUCUCUCCUCUAAUUACAUCAGGGCUUUGCCUGAUGAUGUUCUUUCAGAUCUGCAACAGAAAUGCUUAAACAAGCUUCUGAAAUUACUUUUGAGCCAUACCGUAUGAAGAGUUACUGUGGUCUGUAUCUGUGACUUCGUUAAGGGCGGCACCAUACUACCAAACAAUACUGUUUGAGCAGAAAUGCUGAAAAGCUGUGGAAAUCAUUCAGUGGGCAUUUCUAUAGGAAUUUCCCUCCUUUUGCUGUUGGCCAUCUGUGGAAUUGGGUGUGUUUGGCACUGGAAACACUGUAACACAAUGCGAUUUACCUUACCAAAGAUUUUGCAAAGGAGAAAAAGCAAGAGAAAAGACUGUACUGAAACACUGUCCCAGGUUAUCAGCCCAAGGCAUAGAAUAUCGGUUCAAACUCAAGAUCACAGUUUUUCUGGGAAGGACACUAACAUAUGUGACAACUAUGAAAAUCUGGAAGUGGGUCCUCCUGAAAUUAAAGAAAAAGCCGAUAACGAACUAUAUGAGAACACUUGCCAGACCAAUUUUGAGGAGCAUAUCUAUGGAAAUGAGAAACCGUGUGACUAUUAUAACUUCCAGGAUCCUAGUACUUCUGAAGUAUCUCAAGAUGAAGACAUAUAUAUUCUUCCAGAUUCAUGUUAACUUUUCAAAAUGUAUAUUUAAUUAUUUGAGGGUAAAUAUUCACUGGGACUUUUAUUGUCCUGAUAUCAUUAUUAAUCAAGUUCUUCUGAUGAAAAUUAAUGGUCUAUUUUCUAUCUCCACCCUUCUGAAUCCUCUCUGUAUCAUUGUGGAUUAAUUCUAGGGUCUCCUCGCCACCCUCUCUGAGGUGGAUUCAUUCUGCAUUAUGUUACAUUGAUUCUUCCUUCUGAAUGUUACUUGUUAUCUUUUUCUUCUUCUAUCUCCACCAUCCUUUCUGGCUCAGGAUAGUUGUCAGUCAGUUAACUAGCUUUUUCUGGCUCUAGUUUCUAAUGUAGAUGAUGAUGGUGAUGCUGCAUCAGUCCCCACGAUGCUGCCAGAUUUACCUUCUGAAAAUAUUCCCAAUGGCCACAUCACUCCUUUGCAUAAAACCACUUAAUGUCUCCUCUUCGUAAAAGACAUAAUACUCAUAAUAUUAACUCCAGAAUUCAGAUUUUCCACGGCUGGUUCAAGUUACUUUUCCAUUGACUUCUAAUAACCCUUCACUUCUCUGUUUUCAUUAGAAUCAUCUCAAAACCUGCCAACCUCAUCCCUCCUCCACAGCUUUGUUUGUCUGCCCACCCCCCAUCUUAAGCAUGCCUCAGAUCAUAACUUCUUCCCCAGGUCUUUUGAAUCAUUCCAAACAUACAUUUACCUUUUUCUUUUUCUGAUGUCCUAUAGAUUUUGUGCCUGUUCAGUUCUUUGGGCAUUUAAAAAUAUUUCCAGGAGUUCCUGUCGUGGCUCAAUAGUUAAUGAAUCCGACUAGAAACCAUGAGGUUGUGGGUUUGAUCCCCGGCCUCGCUCAGUGGAUUAACCAUCUGGCGUUGCCAUGAGCUGGGUGUAGGUCCAGAUGCGGCUCAGAUCCCGCGUUGCUGUGGCUCUGGCUUGGGCCAGAGGCUACAGCUCCGAUUGGACCUCUAGCCUGGGAACUUCCAUAUGCUGUGGGUAUGGCCCUAGAAAAGACGAAAAAAGACAAAAAAAAAUGUUUUCAAUGACAUUUUAUUAUUUAAAGUCAUAUAAGAAUGUCUUAAAUUCCCUACUAAAUAGUAAGGAACUGCCUCAUAUUCAUAUUUUAGCCCCAGUGCCUCAUCAUAUGAGGCACUCAGUGUUGUUCAAUUGACAAAAAAAAAAAAAAUUGUACAUUUUGCUAAGCAGUUUUCAAAAAAAUCUAAUAAAUGUGUCCAUCCAAGGAAUAUUUACUGAGUACCUUCUAUCUACUUUAUUACCAUGCUGUGCACAUGAGGGGGUAAAAUAGUGGAAAGAAAGACCUGAGACCUAAAUAUGUACUGUUUAGUAGAAAAAGACAAUAACCAAACAUAAAUACUAUAAAUAACAAACAUAAAUACAACACUAUUUAUUUAGCUAUGGUAUAUCUAAACCCAUCCUUGGAAAUGCUGCUCUAAAUUACUUAGGCUAGAAUGCUACAAAAUACAUUUUUCCUUUGCCAGGUGGAUCCAUGUUAGGGGCUGUCAGUAGGAGACAGUGAGGAAGACUGGGCAGCAGUAGGCAACAAAAGGGAUUUGCUCCUUCUUACUCUCCUUGUUGUCCUGAGAAGAUACUCUUGUCAUUUAAUUUACUCCAGUAUCACUGGUUGAUUACAGUUUAUAGUUUCUGCCAGCACUCUCAGAAUCAGCUUCUUUGCACCUUGUCAGACAUGCCAGCACCAACCUGGCAGCACUUUCCCCUUAAUACCUGGGAACAAACUCCUCAGGGACCUGCAGGAAACAAAUAGCACCCUCAAGCUCUGGUUCCCAGCCCUACAGGGCAGUUCCUUCUAGUUUCUGAUGAUCCCCAACCUUAGGUAUGGUGGCUAUUUCCUGCAUUUCCUAUCUCUGUAGUACCUCAGUGACCUCUUUUUGUCUUUUCAAUCUACCAAUACUUUUUUUUUUUUAACCAAUGCUGUAUACUCAAUUAUCCCUCUUACAAAUGGGUAUUGUUUUCUGUUUCCCCAAGUGGACCCCCAGUGAUACAAAUAAAAGCAAAGUAAGUGCUUUGAAGAAAGGAAGAUCUGUUUUGAGAACAAUGGAGUUGGGUAGGGAAGAGGAUUUGAUUUUUAAUAAGAUGGCCAAAGGAGGCCUCUCUGAGGACAUAGUGGAGACCUGAGGUUGAAAGGGGUUAUCUGUGUAAAUGUGGUGAUGGACAGGAGUGGGACCUGUGUAAGUAAAGAAUCUGAGACAUGAAAGAACUUAUGGUGCUCCAGGAACUUAAAGAAAGCUGUGGUGGCUGGAGACUAGUGAGGGAGGGCUGAAGUGACACUAAUGUAUUGGUAAAGAAGGGAACAGUAGACAAUGCAGCUUUUUGCAGGUCUUGGUGUAUGACUGAAACUCUAAUAUGGAUGUGAAUGGUUUUAAGUAGAGGAGUGACAUAAUACAUUUUUUAAAGAGUUGCUGGGUUGAGAAAUGACUGGAAAGGGUCAAGAUGGAAAUGGGUAGGACAGUAAAGAAUACUGUUCAAUAACUUACUACUCAUUGAUGAAAAUUCACAAAGCAUGACGAGGUUUGAAAUGACUCCUGUUCGCCUUCUAGACAAAAAAAGGAUUUAUGUUGAUCUCAGCUUCCAGACUGGUCCUGGAGCAGUUGGUCAUUUUGAGGUCUCAAACAGGAAGCUUUUUUCUAGAAUAAUCAAUAUCCAUGCCUACUUAGGACUCAGUCAUAGAAGCUGAAAAUAACCUGAGAGUACCUUUGUCUUGGUAGGAUCCUGGGAAUCAUGCUGGAAUGAGUAGGGGAGUUAAUCCAACACAGCUGAAGUGGUAUUAUCUAAGGGGAGUGUGAGACUCACCAUCAGGGUGACAAGCCACAGGUGGGUCCUAGAGAAGAGCCACCUCUUUAAAUGUUUGGUCUGAGCAGCAGCUGGGAAAUGGUAAAGCAAGGUUUUCAGUGGCUAAGCAAGGGCUUAUUUGCUGUGGAGAUCAACUGUAGUUAGGGGCGUAUUACUUUACCUUGUUACUGGGGUAAAUUAUCACUAUCUUCAUGUUGAAGUUUAAGUCAGAUUGAAGUGAAAUGUUGCAAGUUGCAGGCUGAAGGCAACGUCAGGAGCCAAGUGCUCCAUGCUGCUGGAUGUUGGCCAUGAAGUCCUACAGAGACUAGCUAUAGGAUGUGAACAUGCCAGACAUUUCUGUGAGUACAAGGCAUUAUAUUUGAUGCUACUCUGUCUUUUUUACCA